Messenger RNA from Neurospora crassa OR74A, 1371 nucleotides. RefSeq lists its product as hypothetical. The transcript has 5 exons. The record is from RefSeq and is a predicted model, not a curated record. NCBI's taxonomy places the organism in Eukaryota, Fungi, Ascomycota, Sordariomycetes, Sordariales, Sordariaceae. Bases 1 to 1371 code for a protein of 456 amino acids.
AUGUUACUAGCACCUCAAAAAGUGCGCAGUGCGCCCUUCAAGCCAUCUGAGGCGCAAAUCGAGCCGACCCAGACUGUCCGUCAGCCAUCAUCGGAAUUGGACGCCGAACCGAGCCUAUGGAGUUGUUUGAGGACCCGUUAUCCCUCAAAAGUCCAAAUUACCAUGAAUUGUUUGGAAGCUGCUAGGGAAGCAGCAGCAUUCAUCGAUAAAAGGCUUCCUGGACUCUUCAGACUGCUUUCUCACGGAAAGAAGAGACUCCCAGUGGAGGCCAGAGUAGCAAAUGAGUCGAUUGCCCCGAAACCGAUGACCAUCGAAGACGAGUUGGAAAAACAGAUGGUAGACGAGUUGGCAAAACAGAUGGUAGACCUGCACAAGCUCGUAUUGGGACAAGAGGCAAUAUUAAGGAAGCAAAACGAGGAAGUGGGCAAGCUAGGAAGAGCGUAUAAGGAUGAAGCUAGGGAAGUAGGUGAAGAAGUAGAUCAGAUAUCUUACCCCUACGUGUUUGCUGGAAAGAAAGAUUUACAGGAAGGAAUGAGAAAUGUUCGCUUCAUUAGUGACGGGCUUGAAGCGCAGAGAAAGAAGACUUGGGACACAACCGUGGAUGGAUCAAUGGACGGUUCUAUGUAUGUCGAAAUCACAAUUUUGCUGCCACAGUAUAACCUGCCGGUCGAGUCGACUAUCCUUGAGAUGUUCUCUCUCUUUUCCCACCUUCGGAAGCUCUUCAGGGCAAAGCCCUCAGCCAAAGAAGAAGCGACCGACGUAGUCGAGACCAAAUCCAUCGAGACGACCCAAACGGACACUUCCUACUCGAAAGAGGUUGAGCAUCAUCAGCCCAUGCCAGCACCAACAUGGGCGCUCCCUCUCUGCGGUCCUCUAUUUAAUAAAAUCUCAACCAAAAACGGUACGCAAAACACGACGAGUCACACCAACCUCAAGUCCACAUCAACUCUCUGCGCGCCUUGUAUCCCCGAGAAGGACGAUUUCGUCAUCAUCGAUCCACCUAUCACAGAAGACGCUGCAGAUUCACAGCCUGUCAAGGAGCCCCUAUGCGACUUCGAGAUUCAGCACGAACCAGGAAGGAGAAAGUUCGUGAUGUACUUGACGGAAGACAUUGACGAGACUAUCAACGCCGAGGGAAUGAUGCUUAUCGCGAGCCUUUUGGGGACCCUGAGGAACGGCGUCGCGGGGGAUGCCCCCAUCAAUUAUUCCACCCGGCGGUCGGCGAACUUGAUCAAAGUUAGAGCCGCGAGGUGGGCGGACGAAGUGGGUAAGGAAGCCGACAAGCUUCUUAAGAAGGAGAAUGCCAAGGUAGCGAGGAUUCGGAGAAAAGCACAGGAGGAGAAGGAGGUGAAUAGUAACAAUGUUAAAUAG